Messenger RNA from Acaulospora colombiana, 164 nucleotides. The record is from the annotation of a GenBank genome assembly. Lineage: Eukaryota; Fungi; Glomeromycota; Glomeromycetes; Diversisporales; Acaulosporaceae.
ACUCAGAAGAACACACAUUUCAAGGACUGGUCAAACAAUAUCCUUUAUCUACCAAAGUAAAGAUAGUAGCAAUUGUAAUGGCUCUAAGCAUACUACUAGAACACAGUGUAGCAAAUGUGUGCACUGAUAGCCAAGCAGCUAUUAAUGGUAUAGAAAAGAUCUAG